Messenger RNA from Nasonia vitripennis (jewel wasp), 9797 nucleotides. RefSeq names its product dual specificity tyrosine-phosphorylation-regulated kinase 2. Gene Ontology annotation, molecular function: protein serine/threonine/tyrosine kinase activity; protein serine/threonine kinase activity; ATP binding. Gene Ontology annotation, biological process: peptidyl-serine phosphorylation; peptidyl-threonine phosphorylation. The record is from RefSeq and is a predicted model, not a curated record. Lineage: Eukaryota; Metazoa; Arthropoda; Insecta; Hymenoptera; Pteromalidae. Bases 2056 to 4443 code for a protein of 795 amino acids. Gene Ontology annotation, cellular component: nucleus. The transcript has 6 exons.
AAUUCUGCGCAUGCGCAAAUCAGUGAGAGCGCUUUGUUCCUGCUGACAUUUGAAUUUGCCUUUUCGUUUUUAUUACUUCGUUGCAGCUCUUUUUAUCGCGGACUGAGUGUCGAGUUAUCGCGUGAUGAGGAACUUUUCUAGCUACUGCAGAGUCAUCGAUCUCAGCGCAGCCUUGAACCGAUGCGGAUUGGGCGAUGGAUAGGAGAUAAUAAAUCGAUCUUCACACCUCUAUCCGGAGACCCCACGAUGACACACUUAUUUAUAACGUCUGCGCAUAAAUUAGAAAAUCACGUAACCGAAAUCCAAAAUUCUUCCGUAAGUGCAUAUAUAUACCUACUCGGAGACUCAUAAAUAAAUCCAAAGCGGAGAGCCUGUAUAGGUAUACAACACACCCCCAAUCGGUCCCUCGGCAGGCCACCAGCCCCCCGUAAAUCACUCUCUCCCGCUGAGAGAAAGAGAGAGAGAGCGUAAGCGGAAGAGAAGCUUUCACCCUAAUCCGACGAACGCCUAGAAAAAGGGCCAUCGGACUUGGGAAUCGAUCGGCUCUGUUUAUACAUAUAUAGCUAUCCCUAGAAGCGAGUGCGGGUCGUUGUUCGGUUAAAAAAAAAGUAUACAGCCUUGACUGGACCGUCCGCUGCUGCCACCUAGCCGACGUUACUCCGCGAUUCUCUGUUGUCUUUCGCUCGCUGCUCUGCGCGACGACGGCGAUGUUCCACAGCGCAGCACUACUCCCGUGUUCGGACUCGCGCUCACGCGCGCGCGCGCGCUGGUAUAGUGCCGCUAUAACAGCUCUCUCUCUCUCUCUCUUUCUCUCUCUUUCUCUCUGCAAAGGCAAACUAGAGGAAGUGCAGUAUAUACGUGCGCCUGGGUAUCACCUAUACUAGAAAAGAGACGAGGAAAAAAAGGAUCGAGGAACGGAGGAGACGUACAACGAAGAGCUGGGAAUAGUCGUUGAAUUUUGCCGUCUCUACGCGGUCUUCUGAUCGAUCGCGAUAUGGUAAUAGCAGUACACACUGUCGGCCCUGGUGUACGAUAGUCGUCCAGGUGAAGCACACGACUCGCGCUGUGUAUGUGAUAGAGAUUGAGAGAGGGAGAGAGAGAGAGAGAGAGAGAGAGAGAGAGACAGUGUGUCGAAGAGUGUGAAGGGAGGAAUAAGAAAGUCCCGUUCCGACACGAGGCAGUGCGCGCGCGAGGAGUAUAGCGCGCGCAGUGUCGUCCGGACGGAAAACUGGGACGCGAGGCAGCCUCCCGUGCAGCGUGCCUGCAUCUCGCGCCGUACACCUACGGCACAUAUAUUUUUCGAGGAGCAGGCGUGAGUAAGUGCUCGCUCUCUCUCUCUCUCUCUCUCUCGCGCAUAGGAGAAACAUAACGAGACAUAGAAAGGGGAGAGGGAGAGCGCAAGCGCGCUGCUAUACUACUCCGUGUCCGGCGUCAUCGAACCUCGACACUGCGAGAAAGACGGAAGAUCGCCGUAUAGCCAACAUACACACACACACACACACACAGAAGUCCUGCGGGUUCGUUGCGUGCGCGCUGUUGUCGAGUAGCGAGAAGUAUACGAGAGUGAGAGAGAAGGGAAGAGAAGCCGCUGCUGCAGCUGACUCCCGCUCGCGCGAGUCCGCUUCGGAGCAGGAGAGAAUUUUUCAUAUACGUCAGCAGCGCGAGCAGGACGCAGAACGCGAGCGCAUGGACAUUCUCGUUAGCGCGUUGACCGACGGGGGAGGUUGACGUCGUUGUUGUUGCUCCGAAUGAAGUCGACCGAUUGUUGGAUUGUUCAGGACAGCCUAAGCUCUCGACGAUGACGAUGCCUCUGACGAGCAGGACUCGAGCCGCAGCACGUCGUCGCGGUUUCGGCAGCCAGCCAGCAGCAGCUCUCGCCGAGGACGAGGACGGCUCCAACUGCUCGCCCCUACGGUAAUCGAGCUGACCCCAAGGUCGGACAGCGCGAGGACACACAAAGAGCUCCGAAUCGACUCGGAGAGCACAGAGGUAGUAGAAGUAGUGGUGGUAGUAGUAGUAGUAGUAGUGGCAGCAAACCGAGAGAAAGAAGAGGACAUGCCCUUGUCAAGGCCGCCCCCACUCUCAGCAGGCAUCUCCUCGCUGGAGCAGCUUCACGCCUACGCCUACGGCGAGAGCAAUCACCUGCCGCCCCUCAGAGCCGGUAGUAUGGUGCUCAAACAAGGCGAAUCUCCAGCUGCCGCGGCCAGUUCGCGCGACGAGCAGCAGCAGCUUCUGGGCACGACGCACCUGCCGAGCCUCAACUCCAGCACGAACAACAGCCUGCAGAACCUCGCCUCGGCCAACAACUCGGACCUGCUGACGACGUCGCAACUGCUGGCCAGCGCCCACGCGAGCCUGCACCACUCGCGAUCCAACAGCCAGUCCAGUUCACCCCUCGUCGUCGCCAAGAACGGCGGCGAUGCUCACCACGCGUCCCAGCACCAUCACCUCCAUCAUCACCAUCAGCAGCAGCAGCAGCAGCAGCAGACGGCUGGCAACCAGGUGUCGACUGGCAACCAGGUGUCGGCGCCGCCACCGGUAGCGGCGUCUGCCCAGGCUGUGAGCGUCAAGCCGAAGACGAUGAUCGUCACCCCGGACAUCGUGAUGAAGCUCUACAUGAGCAAGCUCACGCCGUACGAGCACCACGAGAUCUUCAACUACCCGCAGAUCUACUUCAUCGGGGCAAACGCCAAGAAACGACCCGGCAUCAUCGGCAUGCCCAACAACAAUGACUACGACAACGACAAGGGCUCGUACAUACACAUCACCCACGACCACGUGGCCUACAGGUACGAGGUGCUCAAGGUCAUCGGUAAGGGCAGCUUCGGACAGGUCGUCAAGGCCUACGACCACAAGAAUCACGAGCACGUGGCGCUGAAGAUGGUGAGGAACGAGGAGAGAUUUCACCGACAGGCCCAGGAGGAGAUAAGGAUACUGCGCAAUCUCCGGGAGCAGGACAAGGACAACACCAUGAACGUCAUCCACAUGUUCGACUCGUUCACAUUUCGCAAUCACAUGUGCAUCACCUUCGAACUGCUCAGCAUCAAUCUCUACGAGCUCAUCAAGAAGAACAAGUUUCAGGGCUUCAGUCUCCAGCUCGUCAGAAAGUUCUCGCACUCCCUACUGCAAUGCCUCGACGCCCUGCACAAGAACAAGAUCAUACACUGCGACAUGAAGCCGGAGAACGUGCUGCUCAAGCAGCAGGGACGUAGCGGAAUCAAGGUGAUAGACUUCGGCUCGAGCUGCUACGAGAACCAGCGGGUCUACACGUACAUCCAGUCGCGCUUCUACCGCGCGCCCGAGGUAAUCCUGGGAGCGUCUUACGGUAUGGCGAUCGACAUGUGGUCGUUGGGCUGUAUACUCGCGGAGCUGCUCACCGGAUUUCCGCUGCUACCAGGCGAGGACGAGCCCGACCAGCUGGCCUGCAUAAUCGAGCUGCUGGGGAUGCCUCCGCAGCGACUGCUCGACAAGGCCAAGAGAGCCAGGCAGUUCAUCAGCACGAAGGGCUACCCGCGCUACAGCGCCGUGACCUUCAACUCCGACGGUAGCCUCGAGUUCAGCGGUGGACUGUCUCGCAGGGGAAAGUUCCGCGGGCCGCCUGGCUCGAAGGAGCUGAAGAGAGCGCUCAAAGGCUGCGACGAUCCGCUCUUCCUCGACUUCAUAGAAAAGUGCCUCGAGUGGGACCCGGAACUACGCAUGACCCCGAGCAGAGCACUUAGGCAUGCUUGGCUGAGACGACGACUGCCCAGGCCUCCUGAUCCGGCUGGGGCCCAGCAGCAGCAGCAGCAGCAGAAAAUCAGUCCAGUGGUCAAAGCGCACGAUGUUGCGCAGCCUCAGCAGGCCGUUGCCGCUGCUGCUGACCUGCCCAGCCUCACCACCUCUCAGCUGCUUCAUAACACCAUACAGGGUAGCGGUACGCUGGGUCUACGUACGUGCCCGUCCGGCAAUAGUCGGGGCUCGAGCAAGGCCGCGAGUUGCUGUAACCAGCAGCAGUCCCAGCAGCACCAAACGCAGCAGCAGAGUCAACAGAGUCAGCAGCAGCAGCAGCAGCAGCAGAGUCAGCAGCAGCAAAAAAAGGAAGGCGAGCAGCUGGCCAACAAGCUGCGCAAGCUCUUGGCCGACAUGAAGACCAGCAGCAACAACAUCAACAACGUCAACAACACCACGCAGCACAACCGCCGGCAGCUCUAUACGCAGCUAUCGCGGCUUAACUUUUCCGACACAUGCGAACCCCCCCUAACGGCUUACUCCGAUAAGGCUAAUUCACAAUGCCACUCGAAAGCUCUGUGGGACAGCCUCAGCCUGCAGGACGUAAAGCAACACAGCAACGGCUCCUCCCACGACAGUCACAGCUCUCAUGGUUCUUUAGGCAGCGUCUCCGACAGGUCACUCGUCGAUAAAGACGUCUGGCAAGACAUACGGCGCUACGCCGCGGAAAUGUGAGCCGCUCGUCCGACGAUCUCCUCCUUCCUCUCAAUUACGCGGUCCACUUCUUGUCACCGAAUCGAAAACGAGCCUCGGAAUAAUUUUUGACGCUUUAUUUGCUUCAUCCGUUGAUGAAAAAUUUUUUUAGAAACUUUAACCCAGUGCGCGAUUGGAGUUUUUUUAUCUCCUUUUUAUUGUGCUUACUUUUGUACAAUCCAAAAGAAUUCGUUAAUUUUAGCAUUUUCAUAAUAUUUGUUUUUACAAAGUGACCGACAUGGUUCUUCGUAUAAAUUUAUCGUUUAUACUGAGUUCAUGGUGGACCUAAUUUUAAACUACGUUGGCGGACGAUUACUUGACAUUUUUAUUCUAGAAAAAUGGUUCCAAAGUAAUCCUUACGUGUCAACUAGCGUCGAAAGCUAAUCCAGGCCUCGUACUGUUGAACGGUGCAAAUGGACGAAAAUUCGGCAUCCGAGCCCAUUUUCCCAAGCGUUUUAUGGCCCUUCGCAUGUGUAUUGAGUUAUGUCUCGUUUUAUUGUACUGAUUACUUUGUAUAGCACCGAUAGCCGGUAUAUUUGUCGACUUCUAGUUUUUACUUGUUCAUUUUGUUUUUUCUACUUUAUUACUCAUAGACUGUAUGCAAAAUUCGACAAAAUGAUAGGUCAUUUCGUCGUACGUAUAUUAUUGAUAAUCAGCCGAAAAUCUGUUUUUUCUAAGUCACGUUUUUAGAGUCGUGAUAGCAAGAAACAAGAUUUCAUGUGAUAACUGGAGCAUUAGCUGUACUCACGUGUGUCGUCUUGGAAAUCGUUGUACGAGACACUUGGCGUUUUGCUUUUUCAUUGGAUGCUAAACUACUGCCAUUAGUUUUUAUGGUUAUAAUAACGUGACGAUCAACUUCGCCACAAGCGCGAUUUUGCACUGAAUAUAUAAAAAAAGCUUGUGAAAAAUUGUCUGCGUAAAGAUUUUUAUUGUAAGUGGAUACAAGUCACACUAGAAAAAAGACUUAAUGUAAUCGUUUGUUUAAUAGCUCGAAUUCUUCGUGUUUUAUCAAGAUAAUCGUGAAAGUAAAAAAAGUUAAUUACAUUGUAAACUACAUUGAUGUACAGAGUCCCGAGUUCCGAUUCUAGUAUAUAAAACGAUGAGCGCUGACGACUCGUAAUUUUACUAGUGUGGAGACAUUUCCCAGAAAAUACUCGAGUGCAUAAAACUGUGCAGUGUAAAAGCUUUAGAAGCGUCGAAGUGACGUCCAUAUUGUGUGAAAUUGAGAAAAAACAGCAGGGCCGCAGUCCUCGCUAUUUGAAAACAAUUUUUUAAAAGCGCAAGUGCAUUUUGAAUGGAUCGAGUCUUGUACAACGCUUUUCCGGAUUUAUACUCGCGUGCGCGCGAUCUGCCGAUAUUGUUAACAUUGAAUUAUAAGGCUGUGAUCCAACGUCUUGACAUCUCGACAUUUUGUCGAGAUGAGUUUCUUUAUACACGAGAAAUUAGAAAAGAAAUAAGUAAGGCGAAAAAAUAAUUAAUUAAAAAACAAGCUCUCAAGUAUUUUAGAUUUGUACGAUGUGUACGUACAACUCUUAACACGUGCACGUGCGCACUUCUCAUAUCCGAAUCGCCUGCAUUGCAGUCGCAGCUGGUCGCCGAAUCGGACAUUAAAAAAUGGACACAUUUUACUUAAGCAGAUACUGUACCAUGGCGCAUAUUCGCUCACUGCCCAGUCAGCGGUAUCUUAAAAACUGUCAAAUUGCAUUUUAUUCCCUAGUACGCGGAAAAUCAAUCGAUUGGCAAAUUUUAUAUUGAUUUUUAGAUUAUAUUGUAGAGUAUAUUACAUAAGUAGUUUUAUGUAAAUUUGUGUAUGUGUCAUGUGUAGUGUAAACGUUUUGUAAGAUUUUAACGCUAAAGGACAAUUUUAACAAUUAGAAAUAAAACAAUUUAAUACGAUUUUAUAUUUUUUCAUGCAUUUUGCUAUCAAAUAAUUUUAAAUUACUUUGUGCGCUAGUUGUACAAUAUUCAUGCAUUUUACGCUAGAGUAGUCACAAGUCAUUCUUGUACACUUCCAAAUACGAAAAAUAGUCUGAAUUGGCGCCGAGCUUCGGCUGCACUUGCGUCGUACGGAAUUAGAGAAAGAAGGAAAAAUGCGAAAACGCUGAUAAGCUGAGUAAAGAGAAAUGGAAAUCCAAAUUCUGCGAAUGUUGCCGCUAGACCGAUGGAAAUUUCCCUCCUAAGCGAAAACUCGCAUAGAAUGCGAACGGAUUACACCAGUUUUUCACCACCUCGUGACUGAGUGAACUUUUAAAACGAAAGUUCAGAGCGAGCGAUCGGGUGAGGUACACGAAUAAAAAGUGCAACCUAAAGUCAUAAUGUUUUUUUUUGCAUCAAAUAUAAACGAGGAAUUGUGAAAUCGUUGUCGAAAAGAUUGUAAAAAAGCUUGCAGCGAGCAGUGCAGGAAGUUUGGGAUGCGAAGAUACGUAGAAACAUUUGCAUAACUGCGAUACGAUGUUCACUUUGUGUUCUUAAUUGUAUUUAUUGAGCAAUAGAGAACAUGCAUAAUAUUAAAGUUCACAAUCGUUCAUUUCGUUUGGUCAACCACGAACGUUUCACAUUGUAAAUAUUUCAAUUUCUUUAAAGUUUCAAUGCCAUUUCUGUAGUAAGCGACACUGUUUAUCAUUGAUUUUAGUUCAGUAAGCUUUUUCUUCCAAAAAUUAGAAACUUUUUUCAACUUUGACACGAAUACGAAAAAUUAUGCAUGUUCUUCAGUUUGAGUGAAGGCUAGACUUUAUAAUCAACCGCGUGUGUGCGUGCGUGCAUGUAUACCUUGUAUAUUAAUUUUGUGUGCAUAAAUAUGCCAGAAAAUUUCGUGAAUACCGAAUGAAUUUUACACGUGUACGUAUGCAUGUUUGUAUGUGUAUCCAUUUGAUGAUAGUUUAUCCUCGAUUAGUAUCGCUUAAUCACGACCUACCGGUACGUAAUAAGACUUAUCAUCGUUAUAUAUAUUUGAAAAGCGUUUAAAGUACAUAUGUUUUAAAUGUUCUUUUGCACUGAUACUACAAUUUGUCGGAGCCUGAUGUAUUUCUGAAUUAGCGACGCAAUUGCGAAAUGCGACUAGCGACAAUCUUUUAAAAGAGGGAAAAAAAAAACAAAUUGGGCAAACUGCUCUAAUCCAAUUUCACUUUUUACACUUAGACUUAUCAAUGGGGCACGAUGUUCAAAAGACUUUAAAGCGCUGAAAUUAUAUUGCAUUGAGGAAGUUCAUUUGGUAAAAAGUCAUAUCUUAUCAGAGCGCAGCAUUUGACCUUACUCUAAGCGCGAAAUUUUCUGGAAAAAAGGAAAAUUUGCACAGACGACACAGAAACAUGUUGUAAACAUAAACGAACAAUGUCUCAUUUCUAUAAUUCGACGCUCGAAACUUGUAUCUAUUUUAUGUUGUCGCAUUCGUGAGUCUUUCAUCACGCGAAAUUCAAAACUCACAAAAUCGUUCGCAGAGAUGUCUAGAUAAGCCUUUAGUAUAGUAAUAAUUGCAAUGCUGUAAGUACGUACGCACGCAUGAUCAGCGACAUUGUAAAUAGCAUAUUAUAACGUGACGAGUACAAUCGUCGCGAAAAAUUGUGAGAUUCAAUGAUUGAUUAUUUUCGAUACUCGAUCUUUGCUGUAACUUGGAAUAACAUGUUUCGUGCUGAUAUAUAGAUUGGUUCUAAAAAUAGUACCAGAGUCCAAGACAUGCUAGACGAAACUGGGUAAAAAAUUAGCAAUCAUGGAAAGAAAGUACAGUUUGUCGAGGACACACUGUCUUACUCUAAAUUUGGCAUGGAGUAGAUCAAUAAGCGUAUAUAGUUAAUGAAUUUGCUCUCUCACUGCGAUCGAUGAAUACAUCAAUUUUUCAGAUCGGCAUUUACCUCUGUACAAACAUUAUCAAUAACCUGAUGAACUGUGAAUCGUUGAUUAAGUACAAUCGUUUGAUCUUUUACCAUAUCCCGAUAUUUUAUGAGAUUUUUAUUCAAAGUUAAUAGAAAGUUCAACAAAGGCGUUAUAUUUGCACGACGGCAGAGAAAAAAGUCAAUCAAUUAAUCGUCAAUUUUUCGCGGCGAAGGUCGCGCACACGAAAAUAAAGCAUACUGCAUUAUACAUACCUUCGUACGCAUCAAUGAAAAGUCCGUUUGUUAUAGCGCGCGCUUGUUCUCAAGCAUAAUGUCAUGUGUAUAAUAUAUACUAUUAUAGUAUAACGAUAACGAUGAGAUAGAAAGAAAACAAAAGAAACAAAUCACUAAUGAUUAAUGAAUCCUAGGUGUAUAAAUGUAUAAAUAAGGGUGGUUUAUAAAAGAUAAACAAAAAGGAGAAAAAAAAAAGAAAACCUAGGGAUAACGACACACAAACGAAAGGGAAAGUAGUGUGCGACUUUCCUUCUGAAAUAUGAGAGCGGCGAUGCAUAAUAUGAUCUCUUUACUCGUACCGUGCGGCAUACUAUUAGUUAUUAUGUAUAAGCAGAAUGCAUUAAAGCUAUAAGAAAAAAGGACAAGAAUAAUAAAAGAACAAUGUGCAUACUCUCGUUACGUCCAACCGCAUUUUACCUCCUAUAGUUGAAUUCCCCAAGCGGACGCGAUUGUCGCCGCCGGCGCAACUCCGGAGGGCGCACUACGUGACUUAUAUAUACAAUAUAUAUCGGCAAAGAAUUAUAUUAGAAGACCGCGCGCAACGUUUUGUUAUAUACAUAUAAUAUAUAAUUAUAGACUUUGUGUGCGCGCGCGAGAGCGCGGCGGAGCAAACCCGGCAGCGAAGAUAAUAUACCUAUAAUUAGCGAGAGGGCGCCGAUUGAGAAGAGCAGCUCGUUCAGACGUGAAAACUGAAAAAGUAAAGCGAAAUAAUAAGUAAACGAUGAGAGUGAUUACACAAACGCAUUAUGUACGUAAUAAACUGUAGCGAAUUUGCGCGAGUCGUAAAGAAGUAUAAAACUGACGCGAGGAGGAAGGAAACGAAGAGAGCUAAAAAGAAAAAUGAAGAAGAAAUCGCCUUGAGAGUAUCGCCUCGUCCGUUUCGCCACGGAUAAUAAAAAUACACUUUCGCGUUAUAGAUGUUAAAGUAAUACGUCUUGACGAAGUAACGGCGAACGUUACUGGCGUCGCGUAAGACAUACGCGCAAGAUAUCGAGCAACGCGGCAAUUAAUUAGUGUUCGAAAGAGCUGUAGAGAAGGAGAAAGAGAGAAGGUGACGAUGAUGAUGAUGAUGAAGAAGAAGGAGAUGAUAAUGAGGGUGCGAAUAGCGCGUUCGAUAUGAUGUAUACUCUUACGAUGCAAGUGCAACCACUCGAGUUCAUCUUCUUUCGAGAACCAGUGCCCGAAUACCUGAUUUGAUUAUUAUAAAUGAAUAAAUACUGCUUACGACGGUUA